This is a messenger RNA of Talaromyces proteolyticus, 4126 nucleotides long. RefSeq names its product putative SNF2 family helicase/ATPase. The transcript has 3 exons. The record is from RefSeq and is a predicted model, not a curated record. Gene Ontology annotation, molecular function: ATP-dependent chromatin remodeler activity; ATP binding. Bases 370 to 3672 code for a protein of 1100 amino acids. NCBI's taxonomy places the organism in Eukaryota, Fungi, Ascomycota, Eurotiomycetes, Eurotiales, Trichocomaceae.
ACGAUCCCGCCACACCCUGCAUCCUUCUCUAUCAACCUCACUCCCACCUCACGUCCACAUGCGGAUGUGAGGGAACCAUGCGCUCGCAGGCUGUAUAAACUACAGCGGCUUCCAUAUCUGCCUUUUCUGCUAUUGUCUCGAAUGCAAGUAACAGGUUCCCCGCUGCGAGAUGCGCCUCGGAGGACCUCCUCACUCGAGCCUCCCUCUCCGCUUAUCGCGCAUCGCGCAUCGCAAUAUAAGCAUUAUUAGAUGACAAUAUUGUCGCGUUCAGUUUCGCGUAUAGCUGACUCGCAUUUUCCCCCUGAUUCCCAAAUUUAUUCCCUGUGACCUUCCUGCUUUGUCCACUAGACUCGCAUUCGAUCCCGCAUCAUGGCUUCGCAAGCCGCUAUGCUCUUAGACCCGAGGUCUUAUAGGAAACAAAUGUCCUCCAAAGACUUGAAUCAACAAGAGAAGGCUACUUCUAACUCCGCAACACCUGUGCAAAUGUCUUCGCCGACGAGAUCCAAACUCUCCUCGUCUCUACAGAAUGAUCGCCAGCCAGAGAUAGACGAUGAAUCUAAGGGAUUCUCAGCUACUAGUAAAGAUAUAGCGAUCCAGUUUGUCAAGGGCGAUGAAUCGUCUAGUGGCGAAGAUGAAGAUAUUUCCAACAAGCGAUCCAGGCCGGAGAAUGAAAUGGGAACUAAACAUAAAUCGUUUAUCGAAGAUAUUUACAAUGUUGAACGGCGCGAGGAUCAGCCAAAGAAGCGAAUCAAGGUAGCUGGUGACGAAAAGCCUAUAAACAAGACCAAACCCCAUUUCCAUAUAUCUGGAAGCAGCGGACUGGGCGAAUACAUGAAAAAUGACGAGCAGUCAUCGAAAACAACUACGCAGAUAGUUGAUCUUACAACUGAACCCACAGCCACGCCUACAACAGAGGACGAUGAUGUGGAAGUUACAGGCUCGAUCGAUCUGAGUACCCAGAAGGUUUGCUAUGGCAAAGUCGACAAUACAAUGGUGCAAGCACACUUGGUUCCCAAACCAGCAACAAAUAACUUCUUUGCCGACUGGACUCGUGAUUGGCCUACCAUCAAGCUCGGCAUUCGUCACCAACCUGGACAAGGGAAUCGAAUCGACGUGAGCGACCCGCAUGGACGAGUCUUUGGCGCAAUCGAUGCGAGGACGGCAGCUGCACUUGUUCCUUUAUUGGACAGCCCUGCCCUCGGGGUUAGCAUAACUGCCCGUUUAGAAAUUCGGCGGCGGCAACAGGAUGAAGUAGAGUGGGAACGCUGUUCUGCGCAAUAUCGGGCUUCGGUCAAUUUAUAUGGAAUGAGAAAGGAUGCUGUAAAAGUAGGUGAUUUCUUGGGCCGGGCUAAUGUCUGGCUGGGCACUCCAUCGAUGGUAGAGCAAGGUGUCCCUGUCUUCAAUCCACAUACAGAAAGAAGACGUAUGCAGCCCAACUUUGGACCAUCUCCUACCCCACGAUCGCGAGUAACUACCGCAUACGAGGUCCGCACUGCAGAAGAAGUGAAUGAUGCAGUUAUGAAGAUGUUUGAUCAACUUAAAAGUGCCGAAAAUAUACCCGAGAUGGAAGCGUCUCCAUUGAUUCGCACGCCACUGCUUCGCCACCAAAAACAAGCCCUUUGGUUUAUGGUCGAAAAGGAAAAGGAUCGCAAAUACGGUCCUAAUGAAAAUGACAACAAUUCUCUAUGGCGAGUUUUUCACACCUCAAAUGGCACGAAAAAAUUCCGUGAGAUCAUCAGCGGAACCGUUCUUAACGAAGAACCUCCUCAGACAUAUGGAGGCCUUCUGGCUGAUAUGAUGGGACUGGGUAAAACGCUAAGUAUCUUGUCCCUCGUCGUUGAGACUUUAGAACAGUCGCGAGUAUGGGAGCAAGGGUCACCGCAUCCGGAAAUUGUACGCCACAACCCUGGCAUUCGUAACACAAGAACAACGCUUCUUGUUUGCCCUCUUAGCACAGUCAGCAAUUGGGUUUCUCAAGUCAAGGGUCACCUAAAGGAGGAUGCAGUUUCCUUUUAUGUCUUCCAUGGGUCUUCAAGGACGACUAAUAUUGACGAACUUCGUCAAUAUGAUUUGGUGAUUACAACCUACAGCACUAUUCUUAGUGAGAUUCGUGGUCGUGGUUCCAAGCGCGGCACUAGUCCCCUCCUCAGAAUGAACAUGUUUCGUAUUGUUCUGGACGAAGCCCAUGUUAUUCGUGAGCAAAGCGCGGCACAGAGCCAAGCAAUUUUUAAAUUGAAUGGACAGCGUCGUUGGUCUGUAACUGGAACACCCGUUCAAAACCGUCUUGAAGACCUUGCAUCGGUGACCAGAUUUUUAAGACUCUCUCCUUAUGAUGAAAAGUCUAAGUUUUCUGCCUUCAUUCUUAGUCGCUUCAAGAUAGGAGACCCCACUGUCUUUGCAAGUCUACGUGUGCUUGUCGACUCAUUUACUCUACGACGUGUGAAAGACAAAAUUGACCUCACUGCUCGUCAGGACAAUAUUGUUAUGUUGGAAUUCUCUGAGCAAGAAGCACAGCUUCAUGAGUUCUUCCGUAAAGAGUCUGACCUGAUGAUGAAGGUUAUCGCAAAUGAAAGCAAGGGCACUAUGGGAGGCCGAAUGUAUCACCAUGUACUCAAGGCAAUGAUGCUCUUACGCCAAGUCAGCGCUCAUGGUAAAGAAUUACUUGAUAAGGAAGAUCGAGAACGGCUGAAGGGAAUGAGUGUUCAUGACGCCAUCGACCUCGAAGAGGGAGAAGGAGACGAACAAACCGGUGCUAUCGAUCGAAAGGCUUACGAGAUGUUCAGACUCAUGGAAGAUUCUUCUGCUGCAUUUUGUGCCGUAUGCAAUAAACAGCUGGUGGAUAAUUCUGCGGAUUCCAACACGGCAGACCCGAAAGCAUUGAUGGCGGUGAUGCUCCCAUGUUUUGAUGUGCUUUGCGUAGAUUGUUUUGCUCCUGUCAAAGCUAGUUUCGUUAUGCAACCGGAGUUCUCAUCUGAACAAACACGGUGCAAUGUGUGUGAAGGGUGGAUACCAAUGACUUAUUCUGCAAUUACUGCUGCCGGCCUUGAGCAGUACACAGAGAGCCGUGCCGAAUCAAAGAACAGCCGCAAAAAGGCAAAACUGCUUGGAGAAUAUGAAGGACCACACACGAAAACUAAAGCGCUUAUCUCCCAUUUACAAAACACGGCCGAGGAGAGUGCUCAACUUGUGGGCCAGCCCCCUAUCAAAAGUGUGGUGUUCUCUGCGUGGACAUCGCAUCUAGAUCUUAUUGAGAUCGCAUUGAAAGAUAAUGGCCUACAGGGAUUUACUCGGAUAGAUGGAGGAAUGUCCCUUGCAGCCCGCAAUCAGGCAUUAGACACUUUUGCCAAAGACAAUAGUGUUACGAUUCUCCUAGCAACCAUCGGAGCAGGAGGUGUUGGCUUGAACCUUACAAGUGCAUCUCGCGUCUACGUUAUGGAGCCACAAUACAACCCUGCUGCAGUUGCUCAAGCUAUCGACCGUGUUCACCGUCUGGGCCAAACUCGUGACGUAGUCACGGUUCAGUUUCUUAUGAAAGCCAGCAUUGAAGAAAAAAUCUUCGAAAUGGCUAAAAAGAAACAGCAACUGGCCGAUGAUAGUAUGGCUCGUGGCAAGCUUGACAAGCGUGAAGUACAAGAAGCAAGAAUGCAAGCCUAUAGAAGUCUGUUCAGAUGAAUGGUAACUUUCAUCCGCGAUUGCAAAUUGCAUACUCAGAGGAAGCUUUUCAAUUAUUAUAAAUUUGGGUUGACUUUUUCUUUUUCCUUUUCGGCGUCAAUGGACUUGCAUUGAAUACCCUGGCGCUCUCGACUUUAUUUCACUGAUUUUCCAAUUUCUUGAACCAUGCUAUUGCCAGCAUGGUCUACUACAUCACUCCGUCAUGGACCAUUCAUGAAACAGACACGGUUUGACUGUGUCUCUCGCAUAACAUUACUGAUUAUCUUACGGCAUCUUUUUUAUUUAGAUCGUCAUAUUUUUCCCAUCUACUCAUUCAAUGAAUAAGAGCCGGCUGAUUGAUAUAUACCGUCAUCAUACAAGGCAUGGGCUCGAGUCCACCAGAUGGUUCACACAGAGAGUGUUCAGUUUAAUUAGACUUUCCGCAAGAAUAUCACAACUUUCUAACAUAACUAUA